Molecule: messenger RNA, 3091 nt
Organism: Triplophysa rosa
Lineage: Eukaryota; Metazoa; Chordata; Actinopteri; Cypriniformes; Nemacheilidae
Gene: ncs1a
Product: neuronal calcium sensor 1a
Exons: 6
Coding region: 456-1115 (219 amino acids)
Molecular function (GO): calcium sensitive guanylate cyclase activator activity; calcium ion binding
Source: RefSeq, a predicted model, not a curated record
CACAUACGCUCUCACAGUGAGAGCCAACGAAUGCGCCUGCAUGUCUCACUCGCUCAGAGAAUCAAUUCCUCUUCCAGCAGAUCAAGCUACAGCAGCGAGCACCUGGAUGAACGGGUCUCUCCUUGACUUGAACGCUGAUCACAGCCCCUGAAUCUCUGAGAGAAACGCAUCAACUGACCGGAGUACUGAAGGAGAGAUGAGGAGGGACACCGGUUAACAGAUCAAAGGACAACUCUGUGAUCACAUUGCUUCUGUGUCAUUUCCUCCGCUCAGUUACUUGUUUCUUCUGUCGGACACUGCUGUGGUUUGGGGAGAAGGCAGAACGGGUGUGUUGGUCCCCCUCUCUUCUCUUCUUUCUCUCUCUGUCAGUCUCUCUGUCUUUAAAUGUAAGUGGAAGGUGGGUUUGUGGGGAGUGAUUAAAGGAGUGGGGAUAAACGUUGCGGCCAGCUGGAGAGAUGGGAAAAUCCAACAGCAAACUAAAGCCGGAGGUCGUGGAAGAUCUGUGCAGAAAGACCUACUUCACGGAAAAAGAAGUUCAGCAGUGGUAUAAAGGUUUUAUUAAAGACUGCCCCAGCGGUCAGCUGGACGCAGCUGGAUUUCAAAAGAUCUACAAGCAGUUCUUCCCCUUUGGAGACCCCACGAAAUUUGCCACCUUUGUUUUUAAUGUCUUUGAUGAGAACAAGGAUGGACGCAUAGAGUUCUCUGAGUUCAUUCAAGCACUGUCUGUCACAUCAAGAGGGACGCUGGAUGAGAAACUCAGAUGGGCUUUUAAACUUUAUGAUCUUGAUAAUGAUGGAUACAUAACCCGAGAUGAGAUGCUGAACAUCGUGGAUGCCAUCUACCAGAUGGUGGGAAACACAGUGGAACUUCCUGAGGAGGAAAACACGCCAGAGAAAAGAGUCGACCGCAUCUUUGCUAUGAUGGAUAAGGUGAAGUCUCCAACUGCAUUAAUUUUCUGUUUAUAUAUUUAUUUAUUGUCUUCAACUACCAUUUGUCUUGUUUUGUAUGCACUCAACAGUAAUUUAUAUGGUAAAAUAAAUUUGACUGCCAUAGUAGAGCGGGUGUACUUUCCCCCAUCCUACUCACACAAGAGCUUAGUUUUGCUGUCUAUUUAAAAAUCAAAGCAAAAUUUGCACGGGGAAUAGGAUAAGGUCCUAUUCAUCACAAAAGCUUUGCUGACUGUGUUUUUAAGCCAUCCAUUUCUCCGCACCUCUCAGUCGCGCCUUUCAGUGAAUCUGUAAUAACUCGCAUAGAAAUUUCUGUUAUGAUUUUACAACAAUCUCCCGUGAGUUCCUUUUUAGCAUGACUAUUCUUAUCUGAAUACGAUCUGCUGUGAUUUUCAGAAAAGCUGUCUUUCAAAAGGCACUAGAAACAGAAGGCACGUCACAUCAAAGACGUAAAAUUGAAGCUCUUUUGCAGUAGUCUAGUGGCCUUCGGAAAGCUUUGAUAAAAAGAGCCUUUGAAAGGAAACGCAGCUCUAAAGAGAAACAAGACGUCUUUAUUCAUCAACCGCAUUGCGCUUCUACCUUAUUCCCCAUCGUGUCGACAGAAUUCUGUGUGCGGUUGAAAACAGUGGUUGUGAGUAAUCAUCUUUCAUUGUUGUUAGCAGAAUGCAGAUGGAAUGCUGACCCUCCAGGAGUUUCAGGAGGGCUCAAAAGCAGACCCCUCUAUUGUACAGGCACUCUCCCUUUAUGACGGCCUUGUGUAGACACAUCUCAAAGUGAAUAUAUUCUGCUUUUUCAACUGGAAUGCAAGAGCAGAAUAACUGUAUCGCACAUCUUUUUGUUUUUCAAUGGAAAAUUGAUCUUUCUAAUUAAAGAUCUAGUACGGAUUAUACAUUAUUAUUAUAAUUAAAUUAUUAUAAUUAUAAUUAUCGGAUUAUAUUUAGUAAUGUUGUCUCAUUUAGUAAAUAGUCUUCGAACAAAGUGAUGAAAAUGUUUCACAUUUAUUUAUGUAACUGUUUGAAAGUGUAAAUCUGAUUGGCUGUUUUUGUUUGUUUAAAUGUCCUGAUAGAAGUUUAUGCUAUAUGACAUCAUGCAAUUCAUUAUUCAACAACCUUUCAAUCCUUACCUUAUUUAGGUAAUUACAACAAUCCAUUUAUGUCAUUCUGCUGGCACUGUGAGAGGAAAGUGGACCUGUCAUGUAGAAUCCUGCAAACUCUUGGAGUUGCCACAACAGAAGUGCAUUGUCGGUGCUGUCUUGAGAGUGGAUCAGCUGUCAAUCCCUCAUCUCCACUGUCACUGGAAAUCAGACUUUUUUGGAAAUCAAAAAGACAAUGUGAACACUGAACACUCCUUUCGAAAAGAGUGUAAGACCCUAAUGAGAUGGAUUUGGUCUUUUGUUGAAGUAAUGAAGGACAAUUUUAAAAGACAGAGACUGACAAAAUGUAUUAAAGGGCACAUAUGUCAGUGUUAAGAAAAUGUUCAACUAAAAGAUUUUAAGCACCAGUGAACAAGCUCCAUAUAUUGCUUUGGUCUUUGUCAUGAUAGGAUGGACCCACCGCAGCUGGAUUUUGGUCUGGCUUUCACUACAUGAUGAACAAAAAUAAAGCGCUACAUCAUUUGACUGUUGUUGGCAUUGGAGUUGCCAUUAAAGGGACAGUUCACCCAAAAAUGAAAAUUCUGUCAUCAUUUACUCACCCUUAUGUAAUUUCAUACCUGUAUAAAUUACUUUGUUCCGAUGAACACAGAGAAAUAUAUUUGGAAGAAUGUUAGUCAUUUUCAGUUCCGGGACAUCAUUGACUACCAUAGUAGGAAGAAUUAAAUGGUAGUCAAAGGUGCCCCAGAACUCUUUGUUUUCCUAAAUUCUUCAAAAUAUCUCAUUAUGUGUUCAACCGAACAAAAAACAAAGCAUUUUUCCCUACUAUAGUAUAGUAUGCUAACAUUCUUCCAAAUAUCUUUCUCUGUGUUCAUUGGAACAAAAAAAUGUAUACAGGUUUGAAACAACCUGAGGGUGAGUAAAUGAUGACAGAUUUUAAAUUUUUGGAUGAACUAUCCCUUAAGCAACAUGCUAGGGUUGUAUUAAUUUAUAUAUUUUUAUGUAAGCUAACAAACUUCAACAAUAAACAAAACGAUCUUUAGGUCUUAUGACA